AUGGUUAGAAGUGCUGUGAAAGUGGAGUUUGAGACUGGACAAGUUUGGCAGCAGAACCCACAGAGGAAAGAAGCUCAGUCCUAUAAGAUCAUCAAUUUUGCUCCAAGUCUACUGCAAAUCAUAGUAUCAGAUCAAGUUGAAUUUCCAGUGCGUCAAGCAGCUGCCAUUUACCUGAAGAACAUGGUGACACAGUACUGGCCAGACCGUGAACCACCUCCUGGAGAAGCAGUAUUUCCAUUCAACAUUCAUGAAAACGAUCGUCAGCAGAUUCGUGAUAACAUUGUAGAAGGAAUAAUUCGUUCUCCUGACUUAGUGAGAGCCCAGCUGACAAUGUGCCUCCGUGCUAUCAUUAAACAUGACUUUCCUGGCCAUUGGACAGCCGUGGUAGACAAGAUAGGCUACUACUUGCAGUCUCAGAACAGUGGGAGUUGGCUUGGGAGCCUCCUGUGCCUGUAUCAGCUGGUGAAGACUUACGAAUACAAAAAAGCAGAGGAACGAGAUCCUCUCAUAGCAGCAAUGCAAAUAUUUUUGCCUCGGAUUCAGCAGCAGAUGAUCCAGCUUCUGCCUGAUAACUCCCAUUACUCUGUACUGCUUCAGAAACAAAUCUUAAAAAUCUUCUAUGCUCUUGUUCAGUAUGCAUUGCCGCUCCAGUUGGUGAAUAACCAGACUAUGACUCAGUGGAUGGAGAUCUUCCGUACUAUCAUUGAUAGAAAUGUACCUCCAGAGACUUUGCAAAUUGAUGAAGAUGAUAGACCAGAGCUGGUGUGGUGGAAAUGCAAGAAGUGGGCAUUGCAUAUUGUAGCUCGUCUAUUUGAACGGUAUGGAAGUCCUGGAAAUGUAACUAAAGAAUACUUUGAAUUCUCCGAGUUUUUUUUAAAAACCUACGCUGUGGGCAUACAACAGGUUCUCUUAAGAAUCUUAGACCAAUACAGGCAAAAAGACUAUGUUGCACCACGUGUUCUUCAGCAAACAUUAAAUUAUCUGAACCAAGGGGUUAUUCACUCUGUAACAUGGAAGCAAAUGAAGCCACACAUACAGAGUAUAACAGAAGAAGUGAUAUUCUCUCUAAUGUGCUACAAAGAUGAGGAUGAAGAGCUCUGGCAAGAGGAUCCAUAUGAAUAUAUCCGUAUGAAAUUUGAUGUAUUUGAGGAUUAUGCAUCCACUACAACAGCAGCACAGAAUCUCCUUUAUACUGCUGCGAAGAAGAGAAAAGAGGUAUUACCAAAAAUGAUGGCAUAUUGCUACCAGAUUCUGACAGAGCCAAACAUUGAUCCAAGGAAAAAAGAUGGAGCUUUGCAUGUUAUAGGAUCCCUAGCAGAUAUUUUACUGAAGAAGAGUGUCUUCAAGGAUCAGAUGGAGCUGAUGUUACAGAAUCAUGUGUUUCCAUUGUUCAUGUCUAACCUGGGGUACCUCAGAGCUAGAUCCUGUUGGGUACUUCAUUCAUUCAGUGCUUUGAAAUUUCACAAUGAGCUAAACUUGAGGAAUGCAGUAGAGUUGGCAAAGAAGAGCCUGAUUGAUGAUAAGGAAAUGCCUGUCAAAGUAGAAGCAGCCAUAGCUCUUCAGACAUUAAUAAGCAACCAAGAGCAAGCCAAGGAAUAUGUGAAGCCUUAUGUAAGGCCAGUUAUGCAAGAGCUCUUGCACAUUGUUAGAGAGACGGAAAAUGAUGAUCUUACUAAUGUAAUCCAGAAGAUGAUCUGUGAGUACAGUCAGGAAGUAGCUACUAUCGCCGUUGACAUGACUCAACACCUGGCUGAAAUAUUUGGUAAAGUACUUCAGAGUGAGGAAUAUGAGGAAGUAGAGGACAAAACAGUUAUGGCCAUGGGCAUCUUGCACACAAUUGACACUAUCCUGACAGUUGUGGAAGAUCACAAGGAGAUAACUCAACAGCUCGAGAGCAUUUGUUUACAGAUCAUUGGCCUCGUUUUGCAGAAACACGUUAUUGAGUUUUACGAAGAAAUUCUUUCCUUGGCCUACAGCUUGACGUGCCAGAUGAUUUCACCUCAAAUGUGGCAGCUUUUAGGCGUUCUGUAUGAGGUUUUCCAGCAGGAUUGCUUUGAGUACUUUGCAGAUAUGAUGCCUCUCUUGCAUAAUUAUGUGACCAUUGACACUGAUACUUUACUGUCUAACCCAAAGCAUUUAGAAAUCAUUUAUGCUAUGUGUAAAAAGGUAUUAACAGGAGAUGCAGGAGAAGAUGCAGAGUGCCAUGCAGCCAAACUCCUAGAAGUAAUUGUUCUUCAAUGCAAAGGACGGGGUAUUGACCAGUGUAUUCCACUCUUUGUGGAGGCUGUUCUGGAGCGGUUAACUAGAGGAGUUAAAACAAGUGAGCUUCGUACCAUGUGUCUUCAGGUUGCCAUAGCUGCACUCUACUACAAUCCUGACCUACUUCUGCACACCUUAGAGAACAUCAGAUUUCCACACAAUCCUGAGCCCAUCACUGCACAGUUCAUAAACCAGUGGAUGAAUGACACAGACUGUUUUCUUGGACUCCAUGACAGAAAGAUGUGUAUAAUAGGACUGAGCAUCCUAAUGGAAUUGCAGAACCGACCGCCUGCAGUGGAUGCUGUGGCUGCUCAGAUUGUCCCUUCAAUCCUCCUCCUCUUCCUGGGCUUAAAACAAGUUUGCGCCUCACGAGAACUCACAGAACAUGAGGAUCAUGCUAAAGAUGAAAAACACGUUGCAGAAGAUAAUGAAGAGAUACCGAGUGAUGAGGAGGAGACAAACGAAGUGAGCCAGGCGAUGCAAGAGAACCAUGGUGGAGGAGGAGGAGGAGGUGGUGGUGGUGGAGGUGGAGAGGAAGAGGAAGAUGAUGAUGAUGAUGAUGACUGGGAUGAAGAUGCAUUGGAAGAGACUGCCCUUGAAGGGUUCAGCACACCUCUUGACCUUGAAAAUGGUGUUGAUGAAUACCAGUUUUUUACACAAGCACUUUUAGCGGUGCAGAGCCGAGAUGCAGCCUGGUACCAUUCGCUGACAGCACCGUUGAGUGAGGAUCAGAAGAAACAGCUGCAGGAAAUUUAUACAUUAGCAGAACACCGGCGAAAUGCUGCAGAGACUAAGACAAUAGAACAACAAAGUGGCUACACAUUCGACAACAAAGGACUGAUCACAGCAUUUAACUUUGCUGGAAGUACUCCUGGUGGCAACUGAAGGAUCAACUACAAAGGUCAAUGGGAAGGGUCUCAUCAUCACAUUUUCUUGAAAUCAUCGUGACUUCUGAGUGAUAGGGGAGGGUAAUUUAAUGCUGCUGAAGGUUUUCUGGAAAAUAGCAGUGUGCUUCCCCCACCAGAAUGCUCUUUCUAACCAGCUACUGUAAUGUACAAAUUCUUGUGGUGUUUUUAUAAUUCGAUGGACUGAAAGGAAACAUUUGUCCUUGAGGAACCUGAAUGACUGGGAGGGGCCAGGCUGCAUCUAAUUGAGUUGCACUUCUCAGGUUUUUGCUGUGCAGAAUUGAUAGAUUCAUAUGGAUAACAGUGCCUUCUGUUGUACAUGGAUUGCCUGAACAAAUGGAUUUUGGAGUGCAUUAUAAUUUUUUAAGUGUAAGGACAUUUCUUGAUACACUGUAAGCCUUGGUUCCAUGUUUUCCAGUCACCUGCUUUUUACUACUCAGUUUAAUUGUUCGUUGGUUGCAUACACGUUGCUGGAUUCAGAAUAUGAUUUCAUCUUCCCUAUUUGGUGCAGACCAAACGUGUAGAGGGAGGUGUCUGUUGGAGUUGCAAAGCAUACACUGGUUACAUCAAAGGGUCUGAACAAAAUUGCAGAUUUUCCCUUGAUGCAGUAGUCUUAAAUUAUUUCUCUUAGCCGUGAAAUCAACUCGCUUGAGUUAUGAUGGCACGCAUGGCAGGUGGCUACCCUAAAUCUGCAUUGAUAUUACCUCCUGCCUGGACAAGUGGUGUGGCCCUCGCAUGUAGAUGUUCUACAUGACAACUUUUUAUUUCCACUAUUUUUGAUGAAUAUUGGAUUUUACUUGGGAUUCUAUAAAACUCUUUUCUGUUUUUAUUCAUUCAUUACCAUUCCAGUGGUAGUACUGAAUAAUGUGGUACAAAAUAUUUACAGUAUUUUAUUUAUCUUGAUAGAAGAAAAACAGCUCCAAACUUAUUUCUUCUUACUCUUACACUUCUGUGAUUGAAUUUCUGAUCUGCAUUCCAUUUGGCUGUUCUUGUCCCAUGCUGAAAUUUCAUUAUCUGCCAGAUUUUUUCCUAAAUUUCAAAGACUGGUUUCUCAUAAAUUGAAACACAUAUAACAAAGUGUUUGUGAAUAUGUUUAUUUAGUGAGAAACUGAUAGCAGUACUAAUUUGAAUAGGUGCCCCUCCUUUAGAUCUAUUGGGAUCACAGUGGUGUAGCCAAAGUAAGUAGGGGUGCUUUAGAAUGUGAAGUUUGGAUUGGAGAUAAAAUGUUUAGACCAGAUUUUGUCUCGAUGUGUUAAUUUCUUUAUGACUUAAAAACAUUUACCAAGCAAUUUUAAGCGGAUACUGAUAAUGUAUUUCUUUAGAGCAGUGCCGCAACUGAAAAGUCGAAGCCCUUCCCAUAUCCCAUCAAAUUUUCAAUGGCUGUAGCGGAUUACAGAUUGCUGGCCCGGCACUGUGCUGAAGCUUUCAUUUUUUAUAUGUCAGAGUAAUUAUAAUUCAGUCUGAUAAAUCUGAAGUGCUCUACACCUUCGCUUCUGGAAAAGGCCAAAGUAUCUCCGUCUGUUCCUUGCCCCAUCCUCUGGAAUUUUCUCAGCCUGGCAGCUGUGGGGCAGAAGAUUCCCUGCUGCUUUCCUUUUUCCUGCACCUUUGUGUCAGACUCUCUCUGGUGCUGUUCGCUGCUGCUGCUGCUUUUUUUUUUUCCCUCUCCACACAGCAGCUGCGGAGUAAAGUUGGCCUGGUUCGUGUAGGUUUUUCACUGCUGCUACUCACUUAAUAGCAACAGUGAAAAUUUCUCACUUUUAGGUCUGUUGUACAUAUGGAAAACUGUGGAAAUUCCAGGGUCUGUAUUUCCAAAAGGGAACAAUACUUUGAGCUGCAUUGGACAGGCUCUUUAAGCUCAAGCAACAGGGGGCUGGGACAUCCUUUAUUUUGAACAUCAAGCCAUGAAAAUUAUGUCACUUUUGCUGAUUUAGGCCUGGGGGUAUAUUGACUGAGAUGGUAGGAAGGCAUUACAUCCAGUUUGUUGGUGAGUUUCUCAGAAACCGUAGACGUUUUGAAAUCCUUCAGGAAUUUAAGAAGCGGUUUUUGGAAGAUAAGGACAUGAACAACUUCUCUCUUACCUGACAAUUGAAGUUAAGUAUUAGGCAGGUAAACUGUUUAAGCCCAUUAUUAUUUUAUUAAAAAAAAAUGAGAUUGUCAAGUUGGGUUUCUUUCAAAGCCCAUUUGCCUUCUCUACACUGGCAUGCAGAGUAGAAGAGGGAUUUAUUUUUCUCCUGCUAAUGAGGUUGCUUGCACAGUCACAAGCUAAUAUUUGGGAGUUAAUGUGUUCAAGGAAAAAUCUGCUUUUGCAUAGCAUCAUCUUUGUGUCACUCAGCUGAACUAUGGCUGCUCCCUAGUUCUGCUUCUUGUAUACUUUUCAAAUCAACUGCCAAGAAAAUUUCAUCCAGAUGUUUCUUACAAGGGGUUUAAUCAGCAGCGUGGAGUCGGGAAUCUUUGUUGUCUAUUUUCAGUGGGGGUCAGAGAUGUCUGAGGGGAUGGCAUGUAGAAAGGUUAAAUGCCCUUCCUAUCCCAGGAGAUUCACGAGCAAAUGUUUCUACUGGCAAAAGCAAAUGUUAAUUAUUUUAUUCCUUUUUUUGAAAAGGGUUUUCAUCCAAAAAGAUUUAUUGGGCUCUAGCCUCCACUUCAACAUAUGAUUCUCUUUUAACAUGAUAAAUAUCCGUUUGUACAUGAUCAUAAAUAGGUAAUGGAUUUUAGGGAUUUCUUUCUGAGCUGUGUCCAGCUUUGUACUACAUUAAAGGGAGAGUAACACAAA
Molecule: messenger RNA, 5934 nt
Organism: Pygoscelis adeliae (Adelie penguin)
Lineage: Eukaryota; Metazoa; Chordata; Aves; Sphenisciformes; Spheniscidae
Gene: IPO8
Product: importin 8
Exons: 25
Coding region: 1-3144 (1047 amino acids)
Biological process (GO): protein import into nucleus
Cellular component (GO): cytosol; nuclear envelope
Molecular function (GO): small GTPase binding
Source: RefSeq, a predicted model, not a curated record